Molecule: messenger RNA, 1022 nt
Organism: Toxotes jaculatrix (banded archerfish)
Lineage: Eukaryota; Metazoa; Chordata; Actinopteri; Toxotidae
Product: beta-crystallin A1-like
Exons: 6
Coding region: 76-702 (208 amino acids)
Biological process (GO): lens development in camera-type eye; visual perception
Molecular function (GO): structural constituent of eye lens
Source: RefSeq, a predicted model, not a curated record
CAGAAGCGCCAGGUCGAGACAAAAGUCUACGUCAAGAGGAUUUGGUGAGUGAGGAGCGCGAGGACAGAUCCAGACAUGAAUAGAGUCACUAAAACCCACAUGACCUCAACCAUGUACUUCCCCAGUAUGGGUACAGCCCCUUUCUUUAAGGUGACUGUGUUUGAGCAGGAGCAUUUCCAGGGCAAGUGUUUGGAGUUCACCUCCGAGUGCUGCAACAUCCACGACUGCGGCCUGGACAACAUCCGCUCCAUCCGAGUGGAGAGUGGAGCCUGGGUGGGUUUCGAGCACCACGACUUCCAAGGCCAGCAGUUCAUCCUGGAGAGAGGGGAGUACCCCAACUGGGACGCUUACAGCGGCUCCCUGUCCUACCACACAGAGCGCUUCAUGUCCUUUCGCCCCAUCUACUGCGCUUCUCACCACAGCAGCCGCAUGAUGAUCUUUGAGAGGGAGAACUUCAUGGGCCGCUGCACCGAGCUGUGCGACGACUACCCCUCCCUGCAGGCCAUGGGCUGGUUCAUGCCUGAGGUGGGCUCCAUGCACGUGCAGUGUGGAGCCUUCGUGUGUUAUGAGUACCCAGGUUACAGAGGCCAGCAGUACAUCAUGGAGUGUGAGAGACACAGCGGAGACUACCAGCACUGGAGGAACUGGGGCUCCCACUGCCAGACUCCCAAGAUCCAGUCCAUCAGACGCAUCAGGCACUGAGAGGGAACAGAUCAGUAAAAGGCAACAACAGCAGCAGAGCCUGGGCUCAGGCUAACACCUGGGCACUGUGUUGUGAGGGCCUGGAUAUAAGUCCCAAGCCAACUUUAGGUUUGGUUCUGAGCUUAGGGCUUCAAUAACUCAGCACUGUGAUUACAACACAAACCAUCAGUGACGUAGCAGCUACCUCUUUAUCUCAGCUCAUAUUCAUAUUUCUGUUAUUACUCAUUUUGUUUUAGUACAAAUGAAAUAAAGGUCAGAUUCAGAGCAUGAGAAGUCCUUUCUGUAAUUCCUGUGUGAGCGCACAUAUUCAGAGACAGUGA